AUGACUGACCUAGGAAACCAUGACAAGGAUGCAGUGACCUAUAAUGAUGUGCAUGUUAACUUCACUGAGGAAGAAUGGGCUUUGCUGGAUUCUUCACAAAAGAAUCUCUACAAAGAUGUGAUGGUGGACACUUACAAAAACCUCACUACUAUAGGCUACAAGUGGAAAGAUCAUCACAUUGAAGAGAAUUGUCAAAGUUCUCAAAGACAUGGAAGGCAUGAAAUAAGUCAUAUUACAGAGAAACAUUCUGAAUAUACUCAAAAUGGUAAAGCCUUUGGAUAUCACAAUCAUCUUAAAAAGCAUGAAAGAAGACAUACUGGAGAAACAGCAUAUGAAUGUAGGCAAUACGAUAAGGCCUUUGAAUGUCACAGUUGUACUCAAAGUGCUCUUCAAUCGCAUAAAAGAACACAUACUGGAGAGAAACCCUAUGAAUGUAAGCAGUGUGAUAAAGCCUUUGCUCAUCAUACUUCUCUUCAAUUGCAUGAAAGAAGACAUACAGGAGAGAGACCCUAUGAAUGUAAUGAAUGUAGUAAAGCCUUUUCUAGUCCUAGUCAUUUUCAAGUACAUAAAAGAACACAUACUGGUGAGAAGCCCUAUGAAUGUAAUCAAUGUGGUAAAGCCUUUGCAUGCCAGAGUAGCUGGAAAAAGCACAAAAGAACACACACUGGAGAGAAACCCUAUAAAUGUAAUCAGUGUGAUAAAGCCUUUGCACAACACAGUCAACUUCAAAUGCAUGAAAGAACACAUACUGGAGAGAAACCAUAUGAAUGCAAUCAAUGUGGUAAAGCCUUUGCACAAAAAGGUAAUCUUCAAAGUCAUAAAAGAACACAUACUGGAGAGAAACCCUAUGGAUGUAAUCAAUGUGGUAAAGCCUUUGCUGUUCAGAAUGCUCUUAAAUUACAUAAAAGAACUCAUACUGGAGAGAAACCCUAUAUAUGUAAUCAAUGUGGUAAAGCCUUUGCUUCUCAGAGUACACUUCAAAUGCAUAAAAGAACACAUACUGGAGAGAAACCCUAUGAAUGUAAGCAAUGUGGUAAAGCCUUUGCUUAUCAGAGUGCUCUUCAUGUACAUAAAAGAACACAUAGUAGAGUGAAAUCCUGUGAAUGUAGAAGGUAAAAUAUGUGGUAAAGCCAUUGCUUAUCACAGUUCUCUUCAAGUACAUGAAAGAACACAUACUGGAGAGCAACCCUAUGAAUGUAAUCAGUGUGGUAAAGCCUUUUCAC
This is a messenger RNA of Peromyscus eremicus (cactus mouse), 1223 nucleotides long. RefSeq names its product zinc finger protein 120-like. The coding region runs from base 1 to 1116 and encodes 371 amino acids. Gene Ontology annotation, biological process: regulation of transcription by RNA polymerase II. Lineage: Eukaryota; Metazoa; Chordata; Mammalia; Rodentia; Cricetidae. The record is from RefSeq and is a predicted model, not a curated record. Gene Ontology annotation, molecular function: RNA polymerase II cis-regulatory region sequence-specific DNA binding; DNA-binding transcription factor activity. The transcript has 5 exons.